CAUGUGCUUCCGUAAAUGAGAGCCGCAAAGCGAAAGCGCGCCCCUGCCGUGAAAUGUCGCGCUUGCUGUUUGUGAUUGCUAAUGCGAGUGCACAAGUGGAGGUUAUGUAUUCAAAAAGAACGGGUUGUUGAUACGGCGUGAGAAAGUAAUCCGGGGAGACAGAAAUUGGUUUUACUCGCAUUCAGUGGCGCACCUCUUAUGGCAUCAUUUAGCGCUACAGUUUCUGGAGGAGCGCACAUUGACAUUGAACCUGGUCCAGACAUUCAUAUCUGUGGUGCCUGUAAACAAGCAUAUAAUAACUUUGAUCUGUUUGUUGCUCAUAAGCAGAAUGAGUGUCAGAUGCCUUCAGAUACUCCUCCAGCUCCCAGUGUUGUUCAGACGAUUGCAGAUACCAGUCCAGAAUUUAGCUUUGAAGAGACAUGCCAGCCAUGUAUGCCCAAUGACAAUAAGAAGGCUCAAACUAAAUCACAGAUAACAUCUUUGAAAAAGGUUCGGCCCACAGUCACAGCAAAGAAAAUGGCCUGCUCCUUUCCAGGUUGUUCUUUCAAAACUCAGUAUGGACAGAAGGAUAUGGAAAGACAUUUAAAGACACACACAGGAGAGAAGCCCUUUGUAUGUGAUGUCUGCAGCAAACGUUUCAGCCGAAAGGAUAAAUUGACAAUGCACAGUCGUUCACACACAGGAGAAAAGCCUCACAAGUGCAAAUAUUGCAAUUAUGCAGCAGCUGACAGUAGCAGCUUAAAAAAGCAUCUUAGGAUUCAUUAUGAUGAGCGGCCUUUUAAGUGUCAGAUAUGCCCCUAUGCAAGUCGAAACUCCAGCCAGCUAACUGUUCAUCUGCGCUCUCACACUGGAGAUGCUCCUUUUCAAUGUCAUCUUUGUGAAGCAAAAUUCAAAAUUAACUCUGAUCUAAAAAGACACAUUCGCAUCCACUCUGGUGAGAAGCCUUACAAAUGUGAAUACUGUGAAUAUAGAUGUGCAAUGAAAGGAAAUUUGAAAUCACACGUACAACUGAAACACAGCUCAGAGGACACAUUUAAGUGUAACAACUGUGACUUUCAGUGUGGAAAUAAGACUGCCCUCCGACAGCAUGCAAGAGAGCAUCAACAAGGACAGCCAUUCAAAUGUUUCAAAUGUAGUUACUCAUGUUCCAACAAAGGGGCCCUGAAAGUACAUGAGAGGAUACAUUCUGAGGACCGACCUUUCAAAUGUGAUUCAUGCAAUUUUGAUACAAAGCAACGUAGCAAUCUUAUUAUGCACAAGAAAAAGUUUCACUCAGAUAAAGUUAAAGUUCGAAGUCAAGGCAAAGGUCGGAAAGCAGAAGACUGCCCCAAGCAGGGCAGUACUCGUUAUCGAGCCAAACUUGAUGCAGCAAAAGCUUUUCAAUGUGACCUUUGUGAAGCAUCAUUUGUCCGAGAAGAUUCAUUGAGAAGUCACAGGAAACAGCACCGGGAUUUACGGGUAAUACCAAGCAAUACUCUAGCAGUUCUGCAGCUCCAGCUACAUCAUGGGGAUCAGCCCAGUUCUCCUUCUCAUCUAAAUCAACUUCAAGUUCCCCUCCAGUCCAACCAGGUUUCAUCUUACAGUGAUGGACAUCUCAAAAUCAUUGUUGGCCAUCAACUAAGUCAUGAAAAUACUUUUCUACAGUCCACUACCAGUGAACACCAGCAUAGCACAGACUCCUUAAGCACAGAUAACCAGGACCAUAGUAAACAAGUGAAUGGUACACAGAUUGUACAGCAGGUUAGUAUGAUAUCACCUGUGUCGCAUAUGGCUCCCCACAGUGAAGUGAACUCAGUGGGUCACCAAACAGUCCUGCUUACACACAUCACUCCAGGGGCAAAUGAUUCUCUACACCAAGCUUUGAUUCAGACAGCCUCGGUUACCUCUCAGGACUCUGGUAGCAACCCAACCUUUAUCACAACAUGCUCUGAUCUUGAAGGCUUAAAUGCACUGAUCCAGGAAGGAGGGACUGAGGUUACAGUUGUAACUGAAGGAAGCCCCAGUGUUUCUGUAUCAUCAUCCACUAUCACAACUCCAUCAAUCAUUUCAUCAUCUGCCCCUCAAGUGUUGACUUCAAAACAGACUGUUGUUGUCCACAGUGGCCCUGUGGCAGAGGAAUACAGCAACAUUAUGGUCCCUUUGUAUCAGUAUCAGUAGUAAGACAACCUCUGGGGUGCUAGUUUUGCCUGCUGCCCUCAAAUUUCAAGUCUGCUCAAGACAGGCUGAAUACCCCCAAAAUGUUGCACUUCUAUAAAGUUAGAGGAUUAACCAAACAUAUUUGCACCUCAGCCAUGUACAUUGUAGAGAAUAUUCUAGAUAUUAGCUGUACCAAAAAUGGAAACUGAAAUAUUAGUACAGUAAUCCCUCCUCCAUCGCGGGGGUUGCGUUCCAGAGCCACCCGCGAAAUAGGAAAAUCCGCGAAGUAGAAACCAUAUGUUUAUAUGGUUAUUUUUAGAAUGUCAUGCUUGGGUCACAGAUUUGCGCAGAAACACAGGAGGUUGUAGAGAGACAGGAA
Messenger RNA from Erpetoichthys calabaricus (reedfish), 2515 nucleotides. It is a transcript of the gene zfp64, whose product is annotated as zinc finger protein 64 homolog (mouse). Bases 199 to 2157 code for a protein of 652 amino acids. Gene Ontology annotation, biological process: regulation of transcription by RNA polymerase II. Lineage: Eukaryota; Metazoa; Chordata; Cladistia; Polypteriformes; Polypteridae. Gene Ontology annotation, molecular function: DNA-binding transcription factor activity; RNA polymerase II cis-regulatory region sequence-specific DNA binding. The transcript has 6 exons. The record is from RefSeq and is a predicted model, not a curated record.